Lepus europaeus (European hare) is the source of this 2466-nucleotide messenger RNA. It is a transcript of the gene HNRNPUL2, whose product is annotated as heterogeneous nuclear ribonucleoprotein U like 2. The coding region runs from base 39 to 2348 and encodes 769 amino acids. NCBI's taxonomy places the organism in Eukaryota, Metazoa, Chordata, Mammalia, Lagomorpha, Leporidae. Gene Ontology annotation, molecular function: protein binding. The record is from RefSeq and is a predicted model, not a curated record. Gene Ontology annotation, cellular component: membrane. The transcript is spliced from 14 exons.
GGAGGAGGCGGCGGGAGGCGGAGGAGGCGGCGGCGGCGAUGGAGGUGAAGCGGCUGAAAGUGACCGAGCUGCGGUCGGAGCUGCAGCGGCGGGGCCUGGACUCGCGCGGCCUCAAGGUGGAUCUGGCGCAGCGGCUGCAGGAGGCGCUGGACGCCGAGAUGCUGGAGGACGAGGCCGGCGGCGGCGGGGCCGGGCCCGGCGGGGCCUGCAAGGCGGAGCCUCGGCCUGUGGCCGCGUCGGGCGGCGGCCCGGGCGGGGACGAGGAGGAGGACGAAGAGGAGGAGGAGGAGGACGAGGAGGCGCUGCUUGAGGACGAGGACGAAGAGCCACCCCCUGCCCAGGCCUCGGGCCAGGCCGCGCAGCCGCCGCCAGAGCCUCCGGAGGCGGCAGCCAUGGAGGCCGAGGCCGGGGCCGAGCCCGAGCCCGAGCCCGCGGCCCAGCCCGAGGCCGAGGCCCAGCCCGAAGCCGAGGCCGAGCCCGAUGCUCCCGAAAAGCCAGCGGAGGCCACGGCCGGGUCAGGUGGGGUAAACGGUGGCGAAGAGCAGGGCGCCGGCAAAGGGGAGGAAGAGGAGCCCGAGGAGCGGAGCGGGGACGAGACGCCGGGAUCCGAGGCGCCGGGUGACAAGGCCGCAGAAGAACAGGGAGAUGAACAAGAUAGUGAAAAGUCAAAACCAGCAGGCUCAGAUGGUGAGCGGCGGGGGGUAAAGAGACAGCGGGAUGAGAAGGAUGAACAUGGCCGAGCUUACUAUGAAUUCCGAGAGGAGGCUUACCACAGCCGCUCAAAGUCUCCACCACCCCCUGAAGAAGAGGCAAAAGAUGAGGAGGAGGAUCAAACUGUUGUGAACCUGGACACGUAUACCUCGGAUCUCCAUUUCCAAGUAAGCAAAGACCGCUAUGGAGGGCAGCCACUUUUCUCAGAAAAGUUCCCCACCCUUUGGUCUGGGGCAAGGAGUACCUAUGGAGUAACAAAGGGAAAAGUCUGCUUUGAGGCCAAGGUGACCCAGAAUCUCCCAAUGAAAGAAGGCUGCACAGAGGUUUCUCUCCUUCGAGUUGGGUGGUCUGUUGAUUUUUCCCGUCCACAGCUUGGUGAAGAUGAAUUUUCUUACGGUUUUGAUGGACGAGGACUCAAGGCAGAGAAUGGACAGUUUGAGGAAUUUGGCCAGACUUUUGGGGAAAAUGAUGUCAUUGGCUGCUUUGCUAACUUUGAGACUGAGGAAAUAGAACUUUCCUUCUCCAAGAAUGGAGAAGACCUUGGUGUGGCAUUCCGGAUCAGCAAGGAGUCCCUGGCAGACCGGGCCCUUCUACCCCAUGUCCUCUGCAAAAAUUGUGUUGUAGAAUUAAAUUUUGGUCAGAAGGAGGAGCCUUUCUUCCCACCACCAGCAGAGUUUGUGUUCAUCCACGCUGUGCCUGUUGAGGAGCGUGUACGCACUGCAGUCCCUCCCAAGACCAUAGAGGAGUGUGAGGUGAUUCUGAUGGUGGGACUUCCUGGCUCUGGAAAGACCCAAUGGGCACUGAAAUACGCAAAAGAAAAUCCUGAGAAAAGAUACAAUGUCCUGGGAGCUGAGACUGUGCUCAAUCAGAUGAGGAUGAAGGGGCCCGAGGAGCCAGAAAUGGACCCCAAAAGCCGAGAUCUUUUAGUUCAGCAAGCUUCCCAGUGCCUUAGUAAGCUGGUCCAGAUUGCUUCCCGGACAAAGAGGAACUUCAUUCUUGAUCAGUGUAAUGUGUACAACUCUGGCCAACGGCGGAAACUAUUGCUGUUCAAGACCUUCUCACGGAAAGUGGUGGUGGUUGUCCCUAAUGAGGAAGAUUGGAAGAAGAGGCUGGAGUUGAGAAAGGAGGUGGAAGGAGAUGAUGUGCCUGAGUCUAUAAUGCUGGAGAUGAAAGCCAACUUCUCUCUGCCUGAAAAAUGCGACUAUAUGGAUGAGGUGACAUACGGGGAGCUGGAGAAGGAAGAAGCUCAGCCCAUUGUCACUAAGUACAAGGAGGAGGCGAGGAAGCUGCUGCCCCCCUCUGAGAAGCGGACGAACCGCAGAAACAACCGAAACAAGCGUAACCGGCAGAACCGAAGCCGAGGCCAAGGCUAUGUGGGCGGGCAGCGCCGAGGCUACGACAACCGGGCCUACGGGCAGCAGUACUGGGGGCAGUCUGGAAACAGAGGGGGUUACCGUAAUUUCUAUGAUCGAUACAGGGGAGACUAUGAUCGAUUCUACGGGCGAGAUUAUGAGUACAACAGAUACAGAGACUAUUACAGACAAUACAAUCGAGAUUGGCAGAAUUACUACUACCACCACCCCCAGGACAGAGACCGAUACUACAGGAACUACUACGGUUACCAAGGGUAUCGGUGAAGCCCCUGCCGUUGACGCCUGUCAGCCACAACGCUGAAUCUCUGGGGGUGCCAGGCACCCCCCAAAACACAACCAAGGAAAACAGGGGCUGUCGGGGUGGGGCUGAGCUGCCAGGGCG